Stylophora pistillata is the source of this 2732-nucleotide messenger RNA. Its product is annotated as D-lactate dehydrogenase, mitochondrial. Gene Ontology annotation, cellular component: mitochondrion. Lineage: Eukaryota; Metazoa; Cnidaria; Anthozoa; Scleractinia; Pocilloporidae. The record is from RefSeq and is a predicted model, not a curated record. Gene Ontology annotation, molecular function: D-lactate dehydrogenase (NAD+) activity; FAD binding; D-lactate dehydrogenase (cytochrome) activity. Gene Ontology annotation, biological process: lactate catabolic process.
CUUAGCACGAAGGGACUAGGGGUAUUUCUACUCUUCGAAAACAUAUUCGUUAACUAACGGUUAAGAGGUUAAAAUCUGCCCAAUUUUUAUGCCUGACGGAUCAAAUUUUUGGCCACUUUACGGCCCCAUUGAGACCCUCGGAUAUGCCAGUAUCCAUUCAGAUUGUGGCGUUUAUUUAUGGUUGGCUGGAAGACAAAAAAUUAAAAUUAAACCACCUUAUGACACGGCUGAUGUAUUCUGUGUCUAGCGUACCCACCAGCGAAAAUGCGUGCGGAGCGUUACCCAUUGAGCGUUACCACCUGACUGCGUGACGUCCUAGCCGGAAGAUUCGUCGUGUACAGUCGUUGGCUUAUCGGAGAAAUGUUUUCGCCCAGAUCCCAGACAUUAAUCAAAUAUGGCGGUCGUCGUCAGCUAAAAAUUCUUUCUUCUUCGUGUCUUCGAGGUAAAAACAACCAUGGCUUCAAUUGUUCGAGCUUCUCUCCGUCCGUUUUUUCGAGCUGUUGAUCAAACAUUCUUUCCAAGAAGUUGUCUCGUACGAUGGAAAUCUGCAUCGUCACAAGCUCAGGUCAGUUAUGCAGGAAUCAACGAUGACAUUAGAGGAGCCUUUGAACAGAUAGUGGGUGAAAAAAAUGUUUCAUCUGCAAUGGUUGUGAGAGAACAACAUGGGAAAGAUGAGUCACACCACAAAUGCCAACCUGCUGAUCUUGUCGUGUGGCCCACUAACAAAGAAGAAGUCAUCCAAGUGGCCAAGCUCUGUAACGAUAAUUGUAUUCCAUUGAUUCCUUUUGGAUCUGGGACAGGCCUGGAAGGAGGUGUUGUUCCAAAAAAGGGUGGUGUCAGUGUUGACAUGACAAAAAUGAAUGAGAUUCUUGAGGUAAAUGCAGAAGAUUUUGAUGUCACAGUGCAAGCAGGUGUUACAAGGAAUCAGCUGAACAAUUAUGUUAGGGACACAGGGCUGUGGUUUCCAGUUGAUCCAGGAGCUGAUGCCAGUUUAGGUGGUAUGGCAUCUACAAGUGCAUCUGGAACAAAUGCAGUCAGGUAUGGGACCAUGAGAGAGAAUGUUAUGAACUUAGAAGUAGUUUUACCAGAUGGAAGAGUUGUCAACACUGCUGGAGAAGGGCGACGAACUAGAAAGACAUCAGCUGGAUAUAACCUGACAAACUUGUUUGUGGGUUCUGAGGGUACCUUGGGAAUUAUCACAAAAGUGACACUUAGGUUAUAUGGUAUACCAGAAUCGACAGCUUCUGGAGUGUCAUCAUUUUCUGAUGUCAAGUCAGCUGUCGAUGCUGUGGUAGAAAUUCUACAGAGUGGUAUUCCCAUGGCUCGUAUUGAGUUUCUUGAUGAUGUGCAGAUUGAUGCUUGUAACAAGUUUUCAGGGCUGAAUUACCCUGUGGCUCCAACACUGUUCUUGGAGUUCCAAGGAUCAGAGAAUGGGGUCAAAGAGCAAGCUUCUGUUGCAGGUGAGAUAAUUGAAAGUAAUGGUGGUUCUAAAUUCCAGUGGGCCACAGAACUGGAAGAGAGAAAUAAAUUAUGGAAGGCACGACACAAUGCAUGGUACGCUGAUAUGGCUCUUAGACCUGGUUGUAAGGGAGUAUCAACAGAUGUCUGUGUGCCGAUCUCACGACUGCCAGAGAUAAUCGUGGAAACUAAAGAAGAUAUCAUGGCUUCUAACUUAAUCGCCCCUAUUGUUGGGCACGUGGGCGAUGGAAACUUCCAUUGUUUUAUUCCCAUAAAACCAGAUGACGAGGAUGAACUCCGUGCGGCUAAGGAAUUCACCCUCAGAUUAGGAAGACGAGCCCUUGCCAUGGGAGGCACAUGUACUGGAGAGCAUGGUAUUGGGUGUGGCAAGCAAGCUCUGUUGCCCGAAGAGAUUGGUGAAACUGGUGUUCGAGUCAUGAAAGACAUAAAGAACUUGUUCGACCCUAAUGGGAUCAUGAACCCUGGAAAAGUGUUCAUUUAAAAAGAUCUCUCGUGUUAAACACAAAGAAACUAAGAAACUAACUAAAGAUACACUUAACAAAAACGAGACGAAAGAAACAAUUAGGUACAAAUUGUUUAAAGCUAGAGAAAUGAUCGUUGAUCAGAAGACUCCGUUCGGAGUAUGAUUUAUACCUCUUUCUAAGUUAUUCUUCCGUCUUUUCUUACUUACGCUGCAAAAGGUCUCAAACGUGAAAUAGCUUUUAGUCGAAUUUCGGAAGAGUUAUGCAUACAACCAGGAAGUGUCUUUUUGAAAUUAGCGUCCGUGAAUCAACUGUGUAACCGUUGUGUUCUUUAGUGGGGCAAAUGUUGUCCAUGGUUCAAAAUCACUUAUUAUAGCGACCGUAAUUUUAAGGCGUCUAACUGAACAGUUUUGUCAAUGUUGUUCAAGUUCUUGUAAAGAAAUAUGUGUAAAAAAAUCGUGGCUUUAAACUUUUCUUACCGGUGACUGAGGAGAAAAAGACCAUAAACCGCUCUUUGACCCCCGCUGAAAGAAGUUAAUUUCGGACCCUGGUGUUUUAUUUAGCUGUUGAGAAUUAUUAUGAAUUUUUUCCCUUCGAAUUUGCGGUGUCGCGCACAUGAAACGAUUCUGGGAGGGGAGGGGGUGUAAUUAGUUUCACUGUGUAUGCAGUAGUAGUUGCUUGGUAGGGAGAAAAUUGUUGGAUGUAAAAAUAAUUUUAUAAGUAUAUAAUAAUACGGUUUUUACUUAGAUCAAGAGUAAUAAUUAUGUACAAUAAACAUUUACUCAAAGGAGA